AUGGAGUCCAGGGAUAAUACUACGAACGUUGGUGGCAGUAGUAGUGAGGGGGCUGGCCAUAAGGCUGGCAGUGAUACUAUGGUGGACCGUCCCACAGCUGAGCUGGGAGGUUCCAUUGAUCAGUUCACUACACUGAAGCCUCCUACCUUCGUGGGGAGUACAAACUUGAUCCGAGCAGAGAAUUGGAUUCAGGAGAUUGAGAAGAUCUUAGUUGUUCUACGUUGCAUAGAUGAGCAAAAGGUGCUCUAUGCGACGUUUAAGUUGACUGGCGAAGCCGAGAGGUGGUGGGAAUCAGUGAGGAUGUUGGAGGAACAGAGGCCGAUACAGGUGACGAUGACAUGGGGUUGUUUCAGAGAGGUGUUCUUUGAACGGUACUUUCCAACCACUGUCAAGAAUGUGAAGAUGGAGGAGUUCAUGGUUUUGACUCAAGGGCAGCUGAUGGUGCAGCAAUACGCUGCCAGAUUUAUGGAGCUGUCUCGCUUUGCUUCGUUUAUGGUACUAGAUGAGGUGAGGAAAGUUUGGAAGUUUGAGAGGUUUCUGAAGAAAGAGAUCUGGAAGCAAACAACGAUCGUGCAAAUUCAGGACUUUACUACGCUGGUGGAUAAGGUCACCAUGGCAAAGGAGAGUCUGCAGGGGGAUUCAGAGGGCACUUGGAAGAAAUAUGGUGGUGGCGGGGGCCUGUGGCGAGAGACUGGGGGUGGUAUAUCUCAGGGUACCACACCUUCCUUUGCUUGUCCUACAUGUGGCAAGCAGCAUGUGGGGAAGUGCAUAUGGGGAUUAGGUGUUUGCUAUCGAUGUGGCAGAUCAGGGCAUAUGGCGCGUGAAUGCUGCACACCGGGGAGUAAUGCACCUCCACAACAGCCAUCUCGGGGAGGUGCUCAGGCACCACAUGGCGGCUAUCAGAGGGGUGCAGCCUAG
Molecule: messenger RNA, 918 nt
Organism: Malania oleifera
Lineage: Eukaryota; Viridiplantae; Streptophyta; Magnoliopsida; Santalales; Ximeniaceae
Exons: 3
Coding region: 1-918 (305 amino acids)
Molecular function (GO): zinc ion binding; nucleic acid binding
Source: RefSeq, a predicted model, not a curated record